Zalophus californianus (California sea lion) is the source of this 854-nucleotide messenger RNA. Its product is annotated as heterogeneous nuclear ribonucleoprotein C-like. Gene Ontology annotation, cellular component: nucleus. Gene Ontology annotation, molecular function: RNA binding. Bases 177 to 839 code for a protein of 220 amino acids. The record is from RefSeq and is a predicted model, not a curated record. The transcript has a single exon. Lineage: Eukaryota; Metazoa; Chordata; Mammalia; Carnivora; Otariidae.
GAAGACUGAGCGGUGUGGUUGCGUUGUCGACCUCGAGCAGCAGUUGGCUUCUCCACGUAGAACUCUGGAGUAGGAGAUUCAGAAUCGAAUCUCUUCUCCCUUCCCCCUCCUGUGAGAUUUUUUUUGAUCUUCAGCUACAUUUUUCGGCCUUGUGAGGAACCUUAUCAUCAAAGAAAAUGGCCAGCAAUGUUACCAACAAGACAGACCCUCGCUCCAUGAAUUCCCGUGUAUUCAUUGGGAAUCUCAAUACUCUUGUGGUCAAGAAAUCUGAUGUGGAGGCAAUCUUCUCAAAAUACGGCAAAAUUGUUGGUUGCUCUGUCCAUAAGGGCUUUGCCUUCGUUCAGUAUGUUAAUGAGAGAAAUGCCCGGGCUGCUGUGGCAGGAGAGGAUGGCAGAAUGAUUGCUGGCCAGGUUUUAGAUAUUAAUCUGGCCGCAGAGCCAAAAGUGAACAGAGGAAAAGCAGGUGUGAAACCAUCUGCAGCGGAGAUGUACGGCUGCUCUUUUGACUUGGACUAUGACUUUCAACGAGAUUAUUAUGACAGGAUGUAUAGUUACCCAGCACGUGUUCCUCCUCCUCCUCCUCCUAUUGCUCGGGCUGUAGUUCCUUCAAAACGCCAGCGUGUAUCAGGAAACACCUCACGAAGGGGCAAAACUGGCUUCAAUUCUAAGAGUGGACAGCGAGGAUCUUCUUCCAAGUCUGGAAAGUUGAAAGGUGAUGACCUUCAGACCAUUAAGAAGGACUUGACCCAGAUAAAACAAAAAGUGGAUUCUCUACUGGAAAGCCUGGAAAAAAUUGAGAAAGAACAGAGCAAACAAGGAGCUGGAGUUGAUCAAGGAUGAUGAAAAAGAGGCUGA